This is a messenger RNA of Heterostelium album PN500, 1353 nucleotides long. RefSeq names its product putative histone-like transcription factor (gene drap1). The coding region runs from base 1 to 1353 and encodes 450 amino acids. Gene Ontology annotation, molecular function: transcription coactivator activity; RNA polymerase II general transcription initiation factor activity; core promoter sequence-specific DNA binding. Gene Ontology annotation, biological process: transcription by RNA polymerase II; positive regulation of transcription by RNA polymerase II; negative regulation of transcription by RNA polymerase II. Lineage: Eukaryota; Evosea; Eumycetozoa; Acytosteliales; Acytosteliaceae. The transcript has 3 exons. The record is from RefSeq and is a predicted model, not a curated record. Gene Ontology annotation, cellular component: negative cofactor 2 complex; nucleus.
AUGAAAAAGAAAUAUAAGACCAAGUUCCCAAGGGAACGUAUUAAGAAAAUUAUGCAAAAAGAUGAAGAGAUCGGAAAGAUAGCGCUAGCAACACCAAUUCUGAUUUCACAAUGUUUAGAAUUAUUUAUGUGUGAUCUAGUUCAAAAGACUUGUCAAAUAACACAGAGUAAGAAUGGUAAAACAAUGCAAGUUUCUCAUUUGAAAGCAUGCAUUCAACAGGAAUCAACAUUUGACUUUUUAUUGGAUAUCGUCGAGAAAAUACCAAUGAACGAUGACAAAUCAGACAAGAAAGGAAAGAAAGAGGAGGAAGAUGAAAUGAAUAUCGAUGACGAAGAAGAUGAAAGUGAGAGUGAAAGUGAUAGCGAGGAUGAUGACGAUGACGACGAUGACGAUGACGAACCAUCUUCAAGCACCAGAGGUAGAGGUAGAGGUCGUGGUUCAAGAGGUGGUCGUGGUUCCAGAGGAGGUGGAAGAGGUAGAGGUCGUGGAAGAGGUGGUGCCAACGCAGCAACUGCCAGCAGUUCGACUACCACAACCACAACAACAACAACAACAACGACAACCACCGCAACAACACCACCAUCACCAACAGUUGCACCAAGAAAGAAACGAGCUGCCAAUAAAGAGUCACCUGUUAGCAGUCCAUUCUUGGAUUCUUCGGGUGGUUCACUGCCAAUAGCAGCAGCCAACAACAACAAUAACAAUGGUUCAUUAUCACUAUUACAACCGGUUCCACUUACCGGUAGUUCAGGUGGUACAACAGGAGGAUUAUAUCUAGCUCAACCAUCAUCAUCAUCAUCAGCAUCACCAUCAUUCAGUGGACUCAAUCUGCAACAGCAACAACAACAUCAACCAUUUUAUAAUGGUAAUUCACUAGCAGCAUUAACAUCAUAUAGCAAUACAAUUUCACCACCACCAAUAAAUAACAAUAAUAAUAAUUUUAAUAAUGGUAACAGUGAAUUUAUCAGGAAAGAUACAUUGGAUAGUUCAACCAACCGAAUGCUCCUUCAUUUGAAUCCAAUUGAAUCAUCAUCAUCAUCAACAUCAUCACAACAACCCUCAUUAGUAUCACAACCAAUGCCAAAUACAUUUUCAUCACUCCAAUCAAUUCCAUCAAUUCCUUCUAUCCAAUCUAUUCCAUCACUCCAAUCAAUUCCAACUAUCCCUUCUAUUCCUUCUAUUCCAUCUAUACCACUACUCAAUACAAUUUCACCUUCCAAUUCAUUACCUCUACAAUUUGGACUUGCUCCACCAACUUUAAACAAUAGUAAAUCAAGUAUUAAUCACUUGCUUAAUAAUAGUAGUAAUGGCACCAAUAAAAAACCAUCUGUCGAAGAAGAUAAUUAUGAUUAA